CGGGUUCGGGAAAAACGGUACUCCAUCGAGUUGGCGCGGAGAUGAGUCGGCACUCUGACUGUCUCUACAUCAGUCUAUCGCGCUACGGUGGGAGUGCGACUCACAUCCCAAUCUACGAGGCUGACAUCACUGAUUUCCGGGUGAUAUACCGCUGCAAUCGGGAGUGGAGAGACCGCCUCGGGUCUCCCAUGGCCUUCAACAGCGCCAUGGCGCAUAGAAAAGGGAAACUCACAGGCCUGAAGCCUUACGGAGACGCGUCGCAG
Molecule: messenger RNA, 263 nt
Organism: Amoebophrya sp. A25
Lineage: Eukaryota; Dinophyceae; Syndiniales; Amoebophryaceae
Source: the annotation of a GenBank genome assembly